AUGGUGGAUACUGAGGAUGUAUGGGUUUCGGACGAAGAUGAUAUAAUUUUUGAAAAAAAAGUAUCAUCAAAAGAAUGGGAAAGAUUAAAUGAAAAUUUUGGAAAUGUUGGGUAUAAAGAAGGAAUUGUCGAAGGUAAAGAUAUGACAAUACAAGAAGGUUUUGAUAAAGGAUAUUCCGAAGGCUUUAAUGUUGGUAAAGAAUUGGGAAGGUUAAGAGGUUUAUUAAAUACAUUAAUUGUGAUACAAAAUAAAAAGAAGAUUACUGAAAAUAAUCCAUUAUUGGAAGAAUUGAAGAAUCUAGAGAAAGAAUUAGCAAAUUUAACAUUUGAUAAAAUAUUCACUAAAGAAUAUUUUGAAUCUACAGAAAUCAACGGACUUGUUAAGAGUGCUAGUUCAUUUGCAUUUAGUAGACAUGUUAACGUAGGAGUAAUGCAAGAUGUUGAAGAUAUGAAAAUAAAUAAAAAUAGUUUUCUAGCAACAUUGAACGAAGUACAUUCAGCUUUUGGUGUCAGUGAUGAAGAAUUGCAACAGUGCAUCCAAAAUAAAAUUAUUCAAUUUGCAUCACAUAUUGAGGUAGUAUUUUUAAAGUUUAACAGACCCUCUAGCAGUUGUAAAACAGCAUUGGCAGUUACAAUGGCAAUGGCAUCAGAAUUUCCUUUUAUCAAAUUAAUUUCACCAGAAAGUAUGGUUGGAUAUUCAGAAUCAGCUAAAAUGACUGCAAUAAACAAGCAAACAUGUGCAUGUCAAGAAGUCAUAUUGACAUCUGAAGAAGAACAACAACUUAUUGACAAAGUCUUGUUACAACCUGGUGGUAUUGACACUCACAGUGCAAUUUCAGAACAUCUGAUCAAAACAAAUGUCCUUUCAGAUUUCCAUCAAGGAUAUCAUUUGAGAAACAGGAAACUUGACUUCACAUCACCACUAGUCCGUGCAGCUUAUCUUCAGGAACGUCUUGGUUCUAGAACCCAUGUACACACUUUACCAAAUUCUUUUGAAGAUUUUAUCAAGAAGAGAGUGUGGCAAAUGGAGUUUUACCAUGCAGCAAGACAACUGCUUCCAAAAGAUGUACAUAUCUCUCCAGAUGUUGGUGCUGUUUUUGCUUCAGAGGGCUGGGUGGACUUCUAUGUUGAUGAUGAACAUGAUUGGAUGAUAUAG
Entrophospora sp. SA101 is the source of this 1155-nucleotide messenger RNA. Lineage: Eukaryota; Fungi; Glomeromycota; Glomeromycetes; Entrophosporales; Entrophosporaceae. The record is from the annotation of a GenBank genome assembly.